AUGUUUGAUUGGUCAGUUUCUAUAAUACCACCUUCAAAAUGGUCUAAGCAAGAUGCAAAAAAUAUUUAUCAGUAUUUUAAUGUAUCAUCCUGGCUAGUAAUAGCACCCGAAACUUACAUUUACUUCGAUUUUGUGCCUUGUGAUGAAAGCAGAUUAUUUGGAAACAAAGGCUUUUUGGAACAACUAAUAUUUCAUACAGAGAAAGGAUAUGACACAUUCUGUCCAAAUUAAGAUCUUCCUUUAAUGGGCGAAACAGAGUUUAUUGACAUUUAUCUUGGUCCUUGUGAUUAAGAGUAUUUAAAUAAUCGUUACCCGGGUACUAAAUGUGAAACUAAUAAAACUUUAAUAGGAAACUCUAUAAAGAACACGAAGCUAAAGUUUAUAUCGUCCAAUAAAUACUUUGAUACAGAAGAAUUUUAAUAAAAACCAGUUAAAUCAAAUGUUGAAGUUAAAAGCUUUUUUAUCAACAAGUCAAACUUAAGACUAUAGACAUUUACUCUUCAAGUAAAUAAAGCGGUCGACUACAGAUCUAAAAUCCAUGAAUCUCUUGAAAUUAACAAUUAUCAGUACAUGUAGACAAGUUUAGAUUCGUAAACUAUCAUGGAUAGAGAUGAUUAUGAAGAUUAUAUAAUUGUUAGAAUAAGAAUGAAAAAUGACUUUAAUGUAAACGAAAGACAGGUAAAUAAUCUGGUCGGAUUACUUUCUAAUACAGGAGGUUUAUUAGGUAUUCUUACAUUUAUUGUUGGAGUUAUGAUUAGUCCCCUUUAGGAAUUUUUUUUCAUUCAAAGUAUGCUAAAAAGGCGUUACUAUAUUGAUAGAAAUUCUAGUGAAUAGAAAAUAGAUGAUCAUAAUCUGUAAGAAUCAAAUGAGAGUUUAGAAUAUAAGUUAAAAAAGCAUGGUCCAGUAUCUUAUUUGCAGUUGAUUAAAAAUAUUAGAAAUAGAAUUCCAUUUUUCUACACAAAUAAGGAACUAUUCUAUGAUAGUUUAAAAAGGCUGAAAUGCUGUAGGACAAAGAAACCAGAAUAUCGAUACAACUUAUAUAAAUUUGGGGAAUAAUCAAUAAAUCAUGCAUUAGACAUAUCCCAUUUGGUGAAGUACCUCAGAGACACUAAAAUUAUGAAGAAGAUUUUGCUAAAAAAAUUCUAGAGAAAACUCAUCCCAUAUUUCUUAGAUAAUGUUAUAACGUUUUGCUACCAUAAAAAGCUUUAGAAGGAUGAACUGAGAAAUUAGAAUAAUAAAUUAUCCGAAACUGAGAUUUAAUUAAGAUUAGCAGCGAGAAUGAUUGAUUUAUUUGCCUAUUCUAAAGAUAAAGAUGAUUAACUUAACUCUGUAGUUAUAAAUAGCUUGUUCAACCCCAACUAUGAUGAAGAUAAAAAUAAGUCUCUAAAGCAAAAACUAUUUAUUGGGGUUAUCAAAAGAUAUGUUCAGAAAAAUUUUGAACUGUUAACUGAGAAUCAUUUAAAAAGCUUUGAAGAAUAAAGCUCGAGAGAAACUGAAAUAGGAAUUGACUUUAGUAAAAAGGAAUUAUUGAGUACUACUAUAGUUGGGAGAAAUAACACAUAAAAAUAGCUAUCCAAAAUUUUACCUCUACACCCUAUAAUGGAUGAGUAACUAUCAAGUAAUAGAUAUGUUACAUUCACACAAGAUAGAUCAUUGCACUCAUCUUAAUCAAUAGAUAAAACCUUCGAAAAUGAUAUGAGAGUUGAAUCAGGUUUCUUUCAUUAGAAUUUAAUCAAAUGA
Stylonychia lemnae is the source of this 1740-nucleotide messenger RNA. NCBI's taxonomy places the organism in Eukaryota, Ciliophora, Spirotrichea, Sporadotrichida, Oxytrichidae. The record is from the annotation of a GenBank genome assembly.